Dromiciops gliroides (monito del monte) is the source of this 1278-nucleotide messenger RNA. It is a transcript of the gene TEX26, whose product is annotated as testis expressed 26. The record is from RefSeq and is a predicted model, not a curated record. Gene Ontology annotation, cellular component: cytoplasm. NCBI's taxonomy places the organism in Eukaryota, Metazoa, Chordata, Mammalia, Microbiotheria, Microbiotheriidae. The coding region runs from base 119 to 940 and encodes 273 amino acids. The transcript is spliced from 7 exons.
UCUCAGCUGGCUGCUGAAUGAGUCCGGGCAAAGGAUCCCUAGCGUCCUGAGCCCCGCGAGCAGAAACACACAACCGGUGACAGAAGUGAAACUUUGUUUCCCAACAUCCAUUCCAGCUAUGUACGGGCCAGCUGGGGAUACCAAUUGGAAUUCCUAUGAAACGACAAUGAUGCAUGUAUACACCCCUAAACGAGGAGAAGUUCCUGACCCAGUUCGUCAUAAUGAUUUCAAAAGGUUGGGAUAUUCAUACAAGCUCAAUGAUCCCAUUGGCACCCGAACAGUAUACAAUGAACAGUAUGAUUGGAAACCGUACUCUAGAGAAGAAAUUAUAAGGACUGCAACAUCUUCAGGAUCUAGGAGCAAUAAGCCCCAUCCUAGCAAGGAAUUUAUGAUCUGGAAACUACCACAACAUUUGACAAAGAUGGAACCAGGUAGUACUUCUCCAUGGAGAAUUCCUGCUACACUCAAAGAGAUCCGUAAAGCAAUAGCAGACCAGUAUACCUCUAGUUUCCGGGAAGACUACUUGGAAAAAUCAAAAUUAAUAAACCUGAAACAAACUAUACAAGUACCUCUUGAUUGGAAAAAGUUACUUCCUCGGCGCCUGGAAACCGAGUUUAGGCGCAAUUUCCAAGUCCCAGUGAAGAUACCUGAAUUAAGAGACUUGACUUUCAGAUAUGGCUGUAAUGCAUCAUUACCAAUUGCUGCUUAUGGACCUGUUCCUUCGGUUCUGCUUAGUCACAUCUGGAACCAAGAACACUCAAAGAAACAGAGUACAUAUGAAAGACAUUAUGGAAAGGAAUACUUAGAUUUUGUAAUGAUUUUGAAUUCUCUCAGUGAGGAUGAAAUUAAGAACUACCUUGAGAAAGUUCCAGAGAAUGAAAGAAAAAUUCUUCAGAAUUUUGUUAACGAAAAUUACAAUAGUGGCAACAAGCAUAAAUAAGUAAGUUUAGCCAUUGUCUGUGGACAUCAACCUGGUGCUUAAGGAACAGAUUCAUACUUCUGUCAAUAUUGAAAAAUAAUAAGAUGGUUGUUAAUUUGAAUGUGUUGUCUUAAUCUUCUUGUGUUAUUAGUAAAUUCCUCAUGUGUCUCUCACCUCCUCAAAAAGCUUCAGGAGCUCCAUAUUGCCUUUAGAAUAAAAUACAAACUUUUCAACCUUGUAUUCAAGGUCUUCCACAGUCUGACUUCACCUUUCUUACCCUUCUUUCACAUUGCUCUCCUUCAUGUCAUCUAUAUUCCAGUUAAACCAGAUGAUUGGUUUUUCCAGAAUUUGAUAUGACA